Molecule: messenger RNA, 2952 nt
Organism: Fusarium sp. VM40
Lineage: Eukaryota; Fungi; Ascomycota; Sordariomycetes; Hypocreales; Nectriaceae
Source: the annotation of a GenBank genome assembly
AUGUCAACACCACAUCUCCCACCGACAUCACUCCCUCCACCACCGCCACCAGGCGCAUACUCAGACAACCCACCACGACACAUGAAUUACGAGAGUGCGCCUUCUAUGCCCCCAACCCCGGGUGGCUAUCGUGCGCCGAGUUUUCCUCCACCGACUCCCGUGCCUCAUCAGUCGUCCUACGAGCAACAUGGAGGCUACCCAUCCAGCCACGAGCCGUUCUACAGUGUCUAUUCGUCGUCCGUUCCUGCCAAGAAGAAGAACACACGCGCUUCCCAGGCGUGUGACAGCUGCCGGCAGUUGAAAGCCAAGUGCGAUGAGACAAAACCAUGCAAAACCUGCAAGGAAAAGGGCGUAGAAUGCAAAUAUCGUGACCCAGUCCCUAAGGCCACGGACAAGGCUCAAGCCGAUAUUCUGGAUGGCCUCAGUACAGUUCAGACAUCACUUAAUUCGAUCAUGUCGCAUCUGGGGCGCUUCGAUCAAAGGCUGGUCAAGAUGGAAUUAUUAUUGCCUAAACAUGUUGCGGCAUCGACAUUGAAGACGGAAACAUCUGUGGAUGAUGAGUACAAACGCGCGCCCGCAUCGCCCUACGUUGCCAACGGGGCCGAACCUUACUAUAACGAUGUUCACCGUGAUCAUCCAUCAUCAGAGCCUAUGCCACUACGUAUGAUGGCCGAGGAUGAGAUGGAGGCUGAACCUGGCCCCCCCGUCCCCCCCGGAGAGCCUGCUAUCCCUAUCAACCAUACGACUCUGGCAGGCCUGCUUUUGGACUGGCCAGGAGUUCGCGACCUUACAAGACAUCACAUUGAGCGUGAAGGCAUUCGGUACAUCAGCGAGUAUCCUAUUAGUCAGGAACAGAACAGAGGCGUAUUGAUUGUCUAUGGACGGGGUGAAGAUUCUCAUCCAUCACGGCAUGUUCGGGAACCGACCGACCACGGCAAUCUGGACAUGGCCGACGACUCGUCCGAUAUGGCAUCUCCCUCACCAGCGGCUGAUUGGGGUCAGCUUGGCGGACUAAGCCCUCCGGAUCAAGUGGAAUACAAGGGCGGUGUUUUGGCCUUUGACGGAAACCCUGAUUUUUCAGAGUCGAAAGUUUGGGCAUAUGUGGAAAGCUUCAAAGAAAACAUUCUCAAUAUGCACCCUAUCAUCCAACCAAAGCUGCUGGACUACUGGGUUAGGCAUUUCCUGGACAAUCUCCCAGCAUCACACCCUCGAUCUACAAAGCCCCAGACGUCCAAGCCUACGUUUGCCGUUGGAGGAGGCUCUCAGACACCUGAAGCGGCCGGCUCAAAAAGGAAGCGAUCGCCAGGACCAGAUGGAUCCGAGCCACCCACACCAGCGCCACAGCGUGCUGGCCGACCAGAUCGUUCCAUCCACAGCGCCCUUGUUCUCACUGUUCUAGCUUUGGGCAAGGUCUGCUUGCAUCGUGAUAACGUUCCUGACGUCGUCCAUCCAACAGAUCCUCUUCCUCAUGGUAGCCCAGCCGUCCGCAAUGGAGCUAUUCCCCCGUCGCCCAACCAGGGUUCACCUCCUGCAUAUUCAUCACACUCGCAUUCAUCAGGUUUGCCGUCUCCUAAGGAGCACGACAGAAACAUCCACAGCCGCCGAUCAUCAAUCCACGGCGUUGGUGGUUUCCGCUCGGGUUUCAGCUUGAAAAAGAACUAUGAGGUGAUUCCUGGCCUAGAAUAUUUCGCGUAUGCUACCGAUAUUCUUGGCAACCACCUUGGCGCGUAUAACAAUAUGAAGAAUGUGUAUGCCAACAUCUUCGCUGGAUUAUACCAUGGCCAGUUGGGUAGGCCGAUGGAGAGUUUCGCUUUUAUCCAUAAGGCUAGCCACAAAUUACAGGUUAUUAUGAGGCCGAGCUUGGAUAAGAUGAGACGAAUCAAGCGCAACAGCGAGUUUAUCCAGGAUACGAAGUAUAAUCAGCUUGCUUUGACGUUCUGGACCUGUCUACAGCUCGAGAGUGAUCUCAUUGCGGAAAUGCAACUGCCACCUUCAGGACUGCUGUCGUACGAAGACGAUAUGCCGCACCCCAACAUGAGUCUUUUGGAAGGUUUCAACCAGCGAAUUCUCGAUAGUUACCCUGGCCAGCUGUACCUGCGAACGCAUCUCAACAGCAUCCACCGCAUGUUCUACGCACCCGAGGACCCGGCCAAGACCGGCAAGGACAAGUUUAGGAACGUCGGUGUUGUCUCUGAUGCUGUCUCGGGCAUGCAUUGGGUCGCCCCCAGCUUUGCCUUUAGAGAGGAUGAUCCACCAGCAGAUGACAUCUUGGCAGUUAGAUUACGGGCUAAAUACUGGGGAGCGCAGGUGAUCACUUAUCGCCCGUUCAUCCGCCAAAUCUUGCAAUUCUCGCACUCAAUCAAGAACCACGCUUCAAGCCCCAACUUUCCUACAGUCAGCUCCGAGUUCCGACAGGAUGUCACGGCACCCGUCAUUCACCCAAAAGCGAGAACUCAUGGCGAUAUCGAUCCUCAGGUUGUUGAGCUGGCUAAGAAGGGCAUCAAGGCGCUUAUCGAGAGUACUCGUGCCUUCCACGGUUUGGGAGACAAGAGGCCGAUUAUCACCAACAUCUUCGGCACGGCACACGCACAAUGGGGUAACCUGCUGGUUCUUUCAGCUGCAUUCCGCGAUCCUGUGCUUCACACUUAUGUGGAUGAGGAACUGUUGCGAACUCUUUUCCACAAGACGAUCCAGUUUCUGCGACAGUCGGCAACUGCAACCAGCGCACUUCGGAAUGACCUGCAUAUCCUUGAGGGCCUGCAAAGAGACCUCUUCAGCUAUGAUCCUAGGACUAACUCAAGCUUCUCGAGCGGUACGAGCGGUCCUGGUUAUCAUACCCCAAGGCCUACCGCCAUGGCUGCGCCCCCGCAGAUGCAUCACUCAAUGAGCGAUCAAGGUCAUCCACGUUCGAUGCCUCACCAUAUGCAGAUGAACUCAUCUCAUGGCCAGUAG